Molecule: messenger RNA, 1066 nt
Organism: Lathyrus oleraceus (garden pea)
Lineage: Eukaryota; Viridiplantae; Streptophyta; Magnoliopsida; Fabales; Fabaceae
Product: nuclear transcription factor Y subunit B-9
Exons: 2
Coding region: 213-761 (182 amino acids)
Biological process (GO): regulation of transcription by RNA polymerase II
Cellular component (GO): CCAAT-binding factor complex
Molecular function (GO): DNA-binding transcription activator activity, RNA polymerase II-specific; protein heterodimerization activity; RNA polymerase II cis-regulatory region sequence-specific DNA binding
Source: RefSeq, a predicted model, not a curated record
UCAAAUCAAAUAGUCUUCCUCAAUAAACACACCAUCACACUUCAUCUCUUCUCAAUUUCUCAUCCACCCUUUCUCCUCCUUCUGUCCAUUUCUUAUUCACCAUUUAUUUAACCUUAAAUUGCAUGCAUCACACAUUGGUUCAUCCACAUUUUCUAAGAACAUCAAACACUUUCCUAGGCAGAAGCUACAUAUAGAAAGGUGAGUUUGAAACAAUGGCUGGAGUAAGGGAACAAGACCAAUACAUGCCAAUAGCGAACGUGAUAAGAAUAAUGAGAAGGAUUCUUCCAUCACACGCCAAAAUCUCCGACGAUGCGAAAGAGACGAUUCAAGAAUGUGUAUCUGAAUACAUAAGCUUCGUAACAGCAGAAGCAAACGAGCGGUGUCAAAGAGAACAGAGAAAAACCGUUACAGCAGAAGAUUUGCUUUGGGCAAUGGGGAAACUAGGGUUUGAUGAUUAUGCUCAUCCUUUAACAUUUUACCUUCAACGUUACCGUGAAAGUGAAGGUGAACCUGCUUCUGUUCGACGCACUUCUUCUCUUGCUUUGCCUCCUCCUCUUCCAAUGCCUCAGCAGCAGAUUCCGUCGUUAUCAUCAAUGCCGGUUCUUAAUAAUAAUAGUAGUAAUAGUUGUUAUGGUUUUGGUUAUGGUUUUGAUUUUGAUCAAGGGUUUGGUGGUGGUGAUGGUAAUCCUUCUUCUUCUGCUGCUGCUUUUGUACCUAACUUUGAUUAUUAUCCUCAUCUCAAACGUGAUAAUAACAUGUGAUGAUGAGCAUUGUGAGUGAUGCGCAAGGAUGAGUCUUAUGUAUGAAGUGGUACAAGUUCUUAUUACACGUUCCAUGUUUCAAAAAACAUGCUAUUAUAGUUCAUUUUAUUGGCUUUAUUUUUAUUUGGCUGUUUUAGUUUUUUUUGCUUAAGAAAAAUAUUUAGAUGUUUUGAGGUUGAGAGUUCACUGAAUUGAAGAUAAACCUAUAGGCAGAUAGUUUUGAGUAGCUGAUUAUUCAUCAUUAAAGUUCUUACACUUGUAAUGAAGUUGAAUUGUUCACUAAUAUUAAGAUAAACUUCAAGAUA